Messenger RNA from Penicilliopsis zonata CBS 506.65, 150 nucleotides. RefSeq lists its product as hypothetical. The transcript is spliced from 4 exons. Bases 1 to 150 code for a protein of 49 amino acids. Lineage: Eukaryota; Fungi; Ascomycota; Eurotiomycetes; Eurotiales; Aspergillaceae. The record is from RefSeq and is a predicted model, not a curated record.
AUGUUUGCACCGGGCGCUGAGCAGCUUUCCAAGGAGGAGAUCAAGGCCGGAGAAGCUGAGGCUCGCCAGACCAUUCAGAGCGCGAUCGUCGGUGGUAUUCUGCUGUACCUUUCUCCUUUCGCCGUCGACUUCGUCAAGAAGUUCCUCUGA